This is a messenger RNA of Strigops habroptila (Kakapo), 752 nucleotides long. RefSeq names its product protein phosphatase 1 regulatory subunit 18 (gene PPP1R18). Gene Ontology annotation, molecular function: phosphatase binding. The transcript is spliced from 3 exons. The record is from RefSeq and is a predicted model, not a curated record. Lineage: Eukaryota; Metazoa; Chordata; Aves; Psittaciformes; Psittacidae. Bases 92 to 676 code for a protein of 194 amino acids.
CGGAGCCACCCUCCGGCCCCACCACGUGCUCGGUGGUGCCGCCGCCGCCGUCACCGGCGCCGGGUGCGGGUGGGAGGAGCCGGGCGCCGCCAUGCGCGGGGGCCCCCGCCACGGGCCCCCCCUGGGCCACCCGGCGCUGGAGCGCCGCAGCGGCAACACCAUCACCGUGCGCCCGCGCCGCGGGGGCCCCGGGGCCGCCGCCGCGCCUGAGCCCCCCCAACCGGCACCGGGGCCGCUGCCCCCCCCCAAGAAGCGUUACCCCACGGCCGAGGAGAUCCAGGUCAUCGGCGGGUACCUGGCGCUGCCGCGCUCCUGCCUGGCCAAGAGCCACCCCCACCGCAAGAAGCUGAAGAUCUGGUUCAGUGAGCGGGAGCUGGAGCGAACCUUCUGUUACCCAUCGGAGGGGGCGCUGCUGGCGGCCUGGGGCCCCCCCCGAGGAGCCGCCCCCCCCCCCGGACCCCCCCCGAUGACGAUGAGAGGAGAUGAGCCCCUCCAUGUGCGGGGGGGGCCGGGGGGCUGCGGGCACGAGCCCUGCUCGUGGAUGAAUCCUGCCCCGGGUAACCCCGGCCUCUGCCCCACGGCUGUGGGGGGGGGGAUGAUGGAGCCACGUUGGGACCCCCCCCAUGCCACCACCACGGACCUGCGGGACCCCCCGGCGGGGCAGGACCCCCCAUAGACCCCCAUAGACCGGGGGGGGCACAUAAAGACAACAUGGGGGGGGUCCCAGCUCUCAUUUUGUAGCUUUAUAGCGG